Molecule: messenger RNA, 1597 nt
Organism: Bombina bombina (fire-bellied toad)
Lineage: Eukaryota; Metazoa; Chordata; Amphibia; Anura; Bombinatoridae
Gene: SNAPC2
Product: small nuclear RNA activating complex polypeptide 2
Exons: 7
Coding region: 255-1142 (295 amino acids)
Biological process (GO): snRNA transcription
Cellular component (GO): nuclear body
Molecular function (GO): RNA polymerase II general transcription initiation factor activity
Source: RefSeq, a predicted model, not a curated record
CGGAAGCUGACAAGCACAGUGCAGUGCGAGAUUCCGCAGGAAGGCGCAAGUGGGAAGAAACAGCCACACUCACUUCAUGUUUAGAUGACAACACCAUAAUAAAUCACUAUAUGUAAGUGGCACUACUGCCUUCAUCACUGGUCUAGCGGAGGGGGAGCUGUGAUUGGAGAAAGACCGAUUCGUCAUUUCUGACGUAUGAAGAGGUUUAUGACGACCGGGGCAAUCGCUGGAGCGGCUGUGAAGAUUAAAAGAUAAUGAAGCCUCCCAAACGCUUACGUUCUGCACCUGUGCGGUAUGAUACAGGCCCUCUUCGCCUAACCUGGACAACACGAGAAAAACUUGAGCUCUUAAGAUGUCUAAAAUCCCAGAAAAAUAAGAAAGAUCCACAGCCCAUGGUGAAGGGGCGGAGUCCUGGGGAGAUCUCCUCAUACAUAUCGUGGCUCCGUGGCCGGACCGCUCGGGAAGCUGUACAAACAGAAUAUGAGCGUUGGCUGCAGCAGAGAAAAACAAAGGACACUGAUAAGCCAGCACUGAUUGAACUCUGGACAGAUUUAGCAUUCAGAAUGUCCCAGCCGGCAGAGGAAGCCUUGACUUCAGCUUUUUCCCAGAUUCUCACCAUUGCAGCCACUGAGCCUGUGAGUCUACAACACUCUAUCCCCAGCAAGAUUCCCAUGGGUACAUCUAAUCAAGAUCUUACAGGAAUUCAGGGACAUGUUCCCUUGGGAUGCACAUCCCAGAAUAAACCAUCAUCAGAGCAGGGAUCAGAAUCCAUAGGGGCUAUGACUGAUGCAUCAGAGAAGGGAACUGCUGAUGGAUUGAAAGAUCUGGACUUUCAGAAGAUUUACAAGUAUCUGUCAAAAAUAGCAAGAGGGGAAGAGCUUCCAAAACUGUCUGAGUUGGAGUCUGCAGUCCUCCUUCGCCUCUUAGACAGUCUUCCUGACGAGUUGCUGAAUUUGGAUAUCAAGCCACUUGGUGAAUACUUGCAACAGAGCUGCUCACGUCUGAACUCACAACCUGAUGACCAGGAACCGGCAACAUCAGAUGAAUCUAGGACUGAGACACAAUGGAAGGACUUGGGAUUCUGUCCCUUAAACCCUUUUCAGAUUCCGCUACAGUUUCUGUAUCGCAAGGAGCCAGAGUGAUAUCUGUCCUUCAUCUAGAUAUCGUAGCCAUCCCACAUGUUGCUAUAACCUUUGUUCCCCUCUUUUUCUUGUCUUGUGUUUAUUUACUUUUUUACGCUAAUAAAAUACAUUCGAAACUUGAAAGCCAAAAAGUAUAUAAGUACUGUAUUAAAAAGAAGCAAUUUUACAGGUCAAGGUAUUUUGAUAUGGGCAAAAAAGUUUAACGUGUUUAACCUCAUGAUACUUUAUAAAGUGUAUCUGUUCUAGCUAAAAGAGUAUGGAGAAUCAGUGGAAAUACAGUUUCUCCAAAGAUUAAGUGAAACCUUUAUAAACUUUAAUUGUACCUAUUUCACUCUUAUGGCUUACUCUUCUAUUUGUUUCCUCAACUUUAUCUGUUGUCACGGAUGUGACUUACUCAUUUUGUAAAAAAAGUAGGUUUAUUAAACACAGGGACAUGUUUUGUAAAACAGCAAAAA